Musa acuminata AAA Group (dessert banana) is the source of this 654-nucleotide messenger RNA. Its product is annotated as non-specific lipid-transfer protein 2-like. Gene Ontology annotation, cellular component: membrane. NCBI's taxonomy places the organism in Eukaryota, Viridiplantae, Streptophyta, Magnoliopsida, Zingiberales, Musaceae. The record is from RefSeq and is a predicted model, not a curated record. Gene Ontology annotation, molecular function: lipid binding. The transcript is spliced from 2 exons. Bases 104 to 457 code for a protein of 117 amino acids. Gene Ontology annotation, biological process: lipid transport.
AUGGCUGCCAUUCCCUCGACACCGGCGGGAUUAAUAAUCCAUCGUUGCACGAAUACUUACGACACGGUCGUCGUCGCCGUUGCAUUGCCGUCUUUGAUCGCCCAUGGCGCGCUCCGGAGCUCCGCUAGUGCUUGUGCUGGCCCUCCUCCUCCUCGUCACCGCACCACAUGUGACCAUAGCCAUCACGUGCGGGGAGGUCACGUCCGCCCUGAGCUCAUGCAUCUCCUACGCCACCGGCAAGGGGCCGCUGUCCACCGCUUGCUGCAGCGGGGUGAAGAGCCUCAACAGCGCCGCGAAGACCACGGCGGACCGCAAGACCGCGUGCACCUGCAUCAAGUCCACCGUGUCCCGUCUCUCGGGGGCCCAAGCCGGUGCUAUUGCCGGCAUCCCGGGCAAAUGUGGCGUCAGCAUCGGCUACCCCAUCAGCGCCUCCACCGACUGCUCCAAGGUGAACUGAGAGAUUCUCAUGGACGGUGGUUUAUGUAGUGAGCUUAUGGUAUAUAUAUGUCGAAUAAAGGUGGAGUACUGUGACGGGCACUCCUCGUCACCGCUCUACCCCUCUGUGCUUGUGAGCCUCCGCCGCUAGUGGGGUGCUUUUUGUAGCAGUGUUGUCAUAGACAUAUCUAUUGAGAUUACAUAUCGCUUAUCCAUCCA